CCUGAGUACCUAUCAACAAUGUCAUGCGGCUGUGAGUGUGUUUCAUUUAAACCAGUAUGUCUUAGUAAUUUAACACUAAUUGAAAAUCACACGCACAGCUGAAAUUUUAACGACGAUCAAGGACUGUUCGGGAUUUUUCGUAAACAGACCUUUCAGGCAACAUCGGAUCCCUCAACACCUAAACAGGCUGCGGUUAUAUAGUGGAGUAAAGAUAGAUGACAUAAACGUCUUGGAGAAUUUGUGAACAACCAGUCGAGUAACAAACAACUGCAGAGGAUUGCUGAAAAAUAUCACGAGAUUGAUGGCGAACAUAGGAGUUACAUUUCGCGUUGAGUACGGUGUCGACUUGGGUCGUACUCCACCAUCUGCAUUAUCAUUGAACAUCCCGGAGUCGUGCACCGUAUUCAACCUCGUUCAGAUCGCUCAGGAGAAUAGCGAACGGCACUCGUUCAAGUACAGAACCUAUCCAGAUAUCGGCGCGGAAAUCACGACAAUCGAUGGGAUCGAAGAAGAUCCCAUUAACGGCAUCUAUUGGUUCUUCUACAGCCCGUGGAAUAAACUGAUUCCGAAGGGAGUCUCGAGCCAUAAACUUAGACAUAAUACGACGGUCGUCGCUCGAUACGAACGCUGGACUCGCACCGAUCAUUCCAGGCAGAAGGCACCAAGAAGACAGUUCAUGAACAUUAAGCCGAGGGCAUCGAAGACAAACGACGCGAAAAAUAGAAAUGACAAGAAUAAUAAUUCGACGAAGAACGGAAAUGGUAGCAAGUGAACACCCGUUUGAAUCUCAGUAGACUUUUGGAAAUCAAGGUUUCAUCAGUAUUCGAAUGCCUUUCACCGAGAAUUUCCUUGAACUAUAGAGGAAGCAUGAUUUAGUGAAGAUUUUUUUUACUCAUUUAUAUUUACAUACUCUUUUGGACAUGACGAUAUUAAUUAAUACAAGGAUACCAGUAAUAAAAAAAUCCAGGUAUUAUCGAUAAUAUGAAAAAAAAGUUUAGAUUCGUAGGGAUUUUGUAUAGGGAGAAAAACCAAUCAUAACGAGUUAGCUAGAGUACACUUAGCCAUGCAUACAUGUAAGGCCUACUUCAGUACUAAUACGGUUAGUAGGAAAUAUACAGCCACUGAUAAAUUUUAACCCAUUUUUGACUUUAUAAUAGGUUUACAAAUUGUACGGUAGGGAAAGCUAUGCAAUCCAACCGUGAGUGCAUGGUAUGCCAGUAUAGAGACAGCAGACUAUAUAUAUAUUAUUAUGACCCGUUCAAAUUCAUUGCCCUUUUUACUGGUUAUUUUACCCAACCCAACAGGAAUAUAAGCUCUAUAUGUAUAUGCAGUUAACUUUGCAAAUAGAUCGUUCAGUCAUUAUGCACCAUGCAGUUAUUUCAUUUGAAUGGAAAUCUAAUAUUAUACGUUUCUUUGUCAAUCAUGCUAGCGAAAUUUUGAUAUCGAAAAAUUUGUGAUCAUCUGUAUGUAUAUAUGU
Molecule: messenger RNA, 1477 nt
Organism: Dendronephthya gigantea
Lineage: Eukaryota; Metazoa; Cnidaria; Anthozoa; Malacalcyonacea; Nephtheidae
Exons: 2
Coding region: 302-772 (156 amino acids)
Source: RefSeq, a predicted model, not a curated record